AUGGAGGUCCUCAAGCAGAUGGUGCAAGAGAUGCUUGGACCGAAGGCCGCGCUUCUCAGAACAGCUUCUGCUUCCUCGCGCGUCCCGCUCCUCGUGGCCAUGGCUGAGGAGUCCGAGGAUGUCCUGGAGCUCGGCCGCCAGGACAGACCUCGCAGGUGCUUCCCACAAGUGUCGGUUGAUCGACAGAGUGGCUUCAAUUUGUUCUGGCAUCCGGCUCUCCAGUGCAGCCAGUUGUGGUUGGCCAGGUCAUCGCCGAACUUCAACGAAACGUUCGACGCCAUCAACUGGGACCGCUUGCGGAAGGUCCUGGUGAAGUGGGGCCCACGCCUGGCUCUACUCACAGCCUUGAUGGCAUCUCUGAUCACCUUGUGGGUGAAGUUCUGCUUCUGCACGGAGUGGAGUGCCUGGACCUCCUGCGCGCCGGCCUUGCCAGGAGCCCCGCCCUGUGGAAGAGGCCUGUCACACCGUUACCGCACCAAGACCUUCGGUCAGUGCCCGGGUCUGGUCACGACGCAGCUCAAGUCCUGCCACAUGGGCAUUUGCGAGCUGAUGGACCCUCUCGCCGGGGUGGGCGCCGAGCUGGCGCAAGUGAGCUGCGACAAGCAGGCCCGGUCCAUGCUGCUGCGCGAGGCACAGCGGGCCUACGGCAACGCGACCUGGGACCGACUGCAUAGGUGCGGUGGGAUGCAGCUCUGCUGCCACGGCUGCAACGGCUUUCGCAUGGCGGCCUACGUCACCUGCGAGCAUCACCAGAUUGGGCCCGUCCCCAUGAUCUCCUACGACGGCUGCUUCUCCUGCUUUCCAGCGCAGAGGAGUUCACGGUACGACUGCGAGGGCAAGCAGUUCUGCAAGAAGCACUUCGGCCACUUCGACAACGGAUCACAUCAAGGCCCAUCCCUUUGCUGCGUCAAACUGGACCACACGCACUCCGUGUCGAACAAGCCCCCGAAGUUCGAGGAAGAGGAGUGGGAGAAAGGCCCAGACGUGGUCAACUUCGUCCGGCACGUGGGAAAGGAUGCAGUCUUGGGGAAGGUCGAGGACUUCAGUACCUUCCCGCUGGCCCCUGACGAGCGCAGCUGUCAGAACCACUGCUGGGACAAUUCCUUUUGCUACUUGUACGUCUACCUGUCCAAGAAGGUGGAGAAUCCCCACGCGCAACAGCGCUGCAUCAUCUGGAGCUUGAAGUUCGCAGAGGAUGCUGGUCGAGCUGCAGCCGGAACCUGGCUUCCGCAACAUGCUGCCGUCAGCGGCUUCAAGCUCAUCCCGCGCGUGGCGGCCUUCGCCGUCACGGCGACCACAGCGUCGACGCCCGGUAGCGGCACGAUCGCCGACUUCCAGUUGUUGGUUUGCGGCGCGCCGGACCUUUGUCAAGACCGCAAGCCCUUUCAACUCACGCCCACCUCCUGCAAAGCUGGCGAGCACUGCCUGAGCACUGCCGCAGUGGCGGAGUUUGUCCAGAACAUAGCCGUGCCUUCCACCUUCAGCCUGCACGGCGUGCGAGUGGAGACUUUCAUGGAAGCCUCCUGGAACCUGGCACGCUUGGAGGUGGCGGUCGACGGCCAGACAGGUGUCUUCGACCGCGGUGCCAUCAUCACCAAGGACCAGCCACUGUUCUUCACGGUGGGCUGCACAUCCGAGGGUGGCGAUGGUGCAACCGCGCCGGCGGGCAGCCCCUGCUUGCUGGACUGCCAGAAGGGGGACAGCGGGCGCAAGUGGUGCUACACCAUGGUGAACAAGUCCCAGUGGGGCUACUGCGCCGCCUCAUGCAAGCAGGAGAAGCAUCACGUGGAGGUGCGUUCCGAACUGACCUGUGCAGAGUUGAACUGGCACACCCGCUCGCGGUACAACGACGACGGCAUGGUGUGCUCAACCUCCAGCGCCAGCCCCCUCAAAGGCUGCAGCGGCCAAGUCGCCUGGAGCGAAGCGCAGCGCAGCUGCAAGGAGGUUGGGGCGAGGCUCUGCACCCAGAAGGAGCUGGAAGAGGACGAAGCCGCGGGUACUGGGUGCGGCAUGGAUCGGACACACAUCUGGACCAACACCAAGUGCGGUGUGAACCAGUUCAUGGCCGUUGCGGGCGCCUCUCGAUACAAGGAUCUUCUGGAGCCUCGGUGCACCAUGGCAGAUGAGCAGCUUGGCCGAACCCGCUGCUGCGCCGACGCCCGGUCCCUGACGAUUACCUUCAACAGGGAGCACAGAGACAGCCACUCGCUGCCCACGGGCCUGAGCAUCGAGAAUUCCGGGGGGCUCAUGAAUUGGGUGGUGGUGGCAGGAGAGAACUCUCGGGGUCAGGAUGGCUUCAUCUUACAGAGCGGCCUUCGCGGAGGCCUGGCGCCACGCGACUCGCAACAUCUGGACGUGCUCCUGUCAGGUGUCGCGACGGCUCCUCGUGGUGGCGCCAUCGAGUUCUACUACCGGAUAGACAGUGAGCGCCGAGCAGACCAGCUGCGAUUCUUCAUCGACGGGAGGGAGCAGCGAAUUAGCGGCUUUCCCGCCUCCGGCCAGAUCCCUUGGACAAAUGUGAAGUUUACCUUCUCGGGUUCUCAGCUGGAGACCCACAUCUUCCGCUGGCGCUACGAGAAGGACCAUUCAGAGUCCGUGGGGCGCGAUGUUGCGUGCAUUGAUCGCAUCGUCAUCCACGACAUCCGGGGGCUGGUCUGA
This is a messenger RNA of Symbiodinium natans, 2658 nucleotides long. NCBI's taxonomy places the organism in Eukaryota, Dinophyceae, Suessiales, Symbiodiniaceae. The record is from the annotation of a GenBank genome assembly.